ACUGAAGACGGCAUAGAGGGCGGUCUCGAACACAUCUGCUACUGUACGGAUUCUCUGCUAGCAAGCUAGCCGAAGAGACAAAUUAACCCUCGGUAAUGUUUCGCAGAAGAGAGUAACGAAGGGGGAGAAAAGGAGAUUUGUUUAAAAAAUGGCGGAUGUUGCGGAGGAAUAUGGAAUUCAUUCUGCUGUCCCAUCACUGCUGCAUUCGUCCUCUCGUAAUGGGACUAGCGUGGAUUCUGCAACCGGUAACGAGAGCGGACUCACAGUCACCACUGUAACUACAGGCCCUCGGCUAGUCCGGAUUGUCAAGUCAGAUUCGGGCUAUGGCUUUAAUGUGCGAGGACAAGUCAGCGAGGGAGGACAGCUCCGAAGCAUACAUGGGGAAUUGUACGCUCCUCUCCAGCAUGUCAGUGCUGUUUUGCCUGGAGGUGCGGCAGAUAGAGCGGGUAUCUCAAAGGGUGACCGCAUUCUCGAAGUCAAUGGGAUGAACGUGGAGGGGGCGACACACAAACAGGUGGUGGACCUGAUACGGGCGGGGGAGAGGGAACUGGUGCUGGCCGUGCUGUCGGUGCCCCAGGCCGAGACGGACAGCCUCGAGGCGACCGACGAAAGCCCUGCAGCGUGUUGCUAUGACUACAGUGACAAGCAGGCAGUGCCCAUCUCCAUACCCACCUACAAGCAUGUAGAGCAGAACUCGGAGAAGUUUGUGGUAUACAAUGUGUACAUGGCAGGCCGACAGCUAUGCUCCAAGCGAUAUCGGGAGUUUGCCAUCCUGCACCAGAACUUAAAGAGGGAGUUCAGCACCUACAAUUUCUCCAAACUGCCGGGAAAGUGGCCUUUCUCCCUGUCCGAGCAGCAGCUGGACGCACGGCGCAGAGGUCUAGAGGAGUACCUGGAGAAAGCCUGUUCUGUGAGGGUGAUUGGAGAAAGUGACAUAAUGCAAGAGUUCCUGUCUGAAUCAGAUGAGAACUUUAAUGGUGUGUCAGAUGUGGAGCUGAGAAUAGCCAUGCCGGACAAAACGACAGCCACGGUCCGAGUACGUAAGAACAGCACCACGGACCAGGUCUAUCAGGCUGUUGUAAUGAGAGUCGAAAUGGAUAGCAUCACAGCCAGUUACUUUGCACUUUUUGAAGUGAUUAAUCAUACAUUUGUGCGUAAGCUGGCCCCUAAUGAGUUUCCCCAUAAGCUGUAUGUGCAAAACUACACGUCUGCAGUGCCGGGCACCUGUCUGACCCUUCGCAAGUGGCUCUUUAGCGCAGAGGAGGAAGUGCUGCUCAACGACAACCAGCUGGCCAUAACCUACUGCUUCCACCAGGCCAUGGAGGACGUGAAGAAGGGAUCCAUAAAGGUGGGGGAGAAGUCUUAUCAGCUCCAGAAACUCGCCGAGCAGAAGAAGAUAAAUAUUUACUUGAGUAUGUUGAGCACAUGUGAAGGCUACAAUGAGAUCGUGUUCCCUCACUGCGCGUGUGACUCUAGGCGCAAAGGCCAUGUGCUCACUGCCAUCAGCAUCCACCACUUCAAGCUGCACGCCUGCACCGAGGACGGGACUCUGGAGAACCAGGUGAUUGCCUUUGAGUGGGGUGAGAUGCAGCGCUGGGACACGGAUGAGGAGGGCAUGGCCUUCUGCUUCGAGUACGCCAGGGGAGAGAAGAAGCCACGCUGGGUCAAGAUCUUCACCCCCUAUUUCAACUACAUGCACGAGUGCUUUGAGAGAGUUUUCUGUGAGCUCAGAUGGAGGAAAGAGCUGGAGGAGGAGGUGACUGAUAAAGACAAUAAGAACUGCAGCAGAGAUGGUAUGUGUAGUAAGAAUAUCUUCCAGCUGCUGAGAAACAGAAGGGAUGGAGGCACUUGAAUGAGGAGGUCAUUACCUCUUGAACACUGGCGCGCACACACACACACCCAUCACUAACUCAAUAUAAAUAUUACACUAAAGCAAGCAUUGUGAAAAAAUAAAUGUUUACUGUAUAUGCCUAUAACAUCAGACAUAGGAGUCCUCUGAAAGAACUCUUGGCUGCAUUUUAAAAGUGAUUUAAAAUAUACAUACAUUUCUGCAACAAACAUUGCACUUCACCUCAUUGCAACUCCCAUGACACACCACGUCUUAAACUGACUGAUGAAUCAGACACUAUUUAGCAGCCAGCAGGUACAAAUGGAAACUUGCCCGGAAACUGACUGAAAUUGUGUGUCGCAUUUCACUGUGACCAACCUGAUCCACUGCAUGACUGGACAAAGGGAACAAUAUCUACAUCAAGACAAAAAAAAAAUCCAGCAGACUGGCUCCUCCUUUGACACACAUGGACGACCUUCUCGCCAGAAGGGAAGGAUAUCUGCAACGUCAUUGGUCUAGAAUAUGGGUGUCUUGGCAACAUUCGUGGCUAGGAGUGACCUCUAGGAUGUGACUGGAUGUGUGGUGUGGCUGCAGAAAGGACUAGUGAAGGGCUCUGGGUGGACUUGUCUUACCCAACUUUGACUUGUAGAACAGAGGUCAGGGCACUCACCUGAGAUCCCGCCCGUCAAGAGACUGGUGAACAAAACUCACACACACCACACACACACACACACACACAUCACACUACACUACACUACACUACACUCAUCUCCGAGGAAAUAAUCAUGAGUUUGAUCGAGCAAAGAAGAGUGAGCACAUCAAUACAGACGAGCCUGCCUGGCUUUUCCCACUUAGUUGUCAUCUAAGGGGAGUAGAAACACUGACAGAAACGGUAACCUUAUUCUGUAACACUUUACUUGAAAGUAUCUACAUAAGAGUGACAUGACCAUAUGACACUGUUAUGACACAUGAACCCUAACUUGUCAUAACAAAAACCAAAUGACACUUAAUGACAGAAGCGUUAUGUCAUACAUGUUUAUGACUUGUUUAUUAUGUUUAUCACACGUUCAUGACAGUGUCGUGUCACUCUUAUGUAGAUACCUUCAAGUAAAGUGUAACCCCUUAUCAUGUAAAUCUGUUUACUUUCCUCCUGACUUGGAUCAUCUCCUUGUGGCAGUUUUCAGUCAUUGCGCUGGCAGGGUAGUUUUCUUUUCUGUUUUUGAUCUGAUCUCACUAUUUAUUUCUGUGCAUGUAGAUGCAUUUCAACAUUGUGCUGAAAUUUUAAGUGUUCCUGUGUGUGUGUGUGUGUGUGUGAGAGAGAGAGAGAGAGAGAGAGAGAGAGAGAGAGAGAGAGAGAGAGAGAGAGAGAGAGAGAGAGAGAGAGAGAGAGAGAGAGAGAGAGAUUUAUUUCAGUUUCUCUUUCCCCCUGUCUAAGGGAAUGUGUGUAUGAGAAAUGAUAUGUGCACAUGCUUUGAUUGUUCCCUUUUUUAUGUUCACAUAGCUGUCCUUGACAUCGCAGGAGCAUACUUCGCAUUAUGUUCCUGCUGUAACAAACUAUGGGAUAUGUGUAAUCUGAUGGGUUAUGUGUCAUCUGAUGGGUUGUGUAAUCUGAUGGGUUAUGUGUAAUCUGUAUGCUCUCUGCCGCUGCCACUGGCGCUCUCAAACGACUUUCUGUCGAGUCCUCACGGCAGACUGAUCAACCUCUGUGUGUGUUGGAAUCAGUUAGCACAACAGUAUUAUUAUUAUUAUUAUUAUUAUUAUUAUUAUUAUUAUUAUUAUUAUUCAGUAUUACAGUUUUGAUGUACUGAGGUUGCAGUGUGUAGCAGAAUAACUUGCACACAAUACAACACAGAAAUUGAACAUAUGGACAUUCUUACCAACCAAUGUAGAGACACCUUCUAUCUUCAAAUUAUUGUUGCAUCCCUGUGGUCAAAACCGCAGACAUAAGGGGUGAUCUAGCUGAUUACUGAAAAGCUAGUUUGGUGAAGUUCUGUUCUGACUGCUCUAAGUAUUCAUGAAAGACUCACUUUUUCUACGGACCCAAUGGAAGCAGUCUCUGAAUGUGAUGUGUGAAGCAGGCCCUUUGUUCCUGAGCUUCACACAGGCCUACGGAAUUCAGUCAUCCAUGACGUGUUGAAUCUUAAAUGCCGUUACUUGAUUGUUUUGCCAUCGGAGGUCUUUCUCUUUCUGUCUCUGUCUCUUUAUCUCUCUCUCUGUCAUCUGCGACUUGACCGAGAAAAAAAAAAGAUUGCUCCAUAAUUUAUUUCAGUAUUAGAACUGCAGUCUUUGAAGAACAGGAAAAAAAUAACUAUUUAUGCUGUAAAAAUGGAAAAAUGUUGAAGGACUCUGCACUAUUUCCUUAAUGAAUGGAAUUGGGCUUUAAAAAAAAGAGCAAAAAACAACAAAAAUCGAAAGCAUUUUUGAGGACUGGCUUCUGAACAGUCUUUGACAGUCAUAUUUGGUUAGUGUAAAGAUAAGUUGUAAAAUAUUCUUCUAAAUAAAAAAAAUAUUGAAGCAACACA
Molecule: messenger RNA, 4350 nt
Organism: Alosa alosa (allis shad)
Lineage: Eukaryota; Metazoa; Chordata; Actinopteri; Clupeiformes; Clupeidae
Gene: snx27b
Product: sorting nexin 27b
Exons: 13
Coding region: 149-1852 (567 amino acids)
Biological process (GO): signal transduction; intracellular protein transport
Cellular component (GO): early endosome
Molecular function (GO): phosphatidylinositol-3-phosphate binding; protein binding
Source: RefSeq, a predicted model, not a curated record